UUAUUUCAUACUAUUAUAAAUUGGACCGUACAUACAUCAAUAUUACUCAUUCAACAAAGAAGUAAUCAAAAGAAAAGAGCUAAGCUAGAGUGAGUAACAAAUUACAUAAAACCAUGGCUUCUAGUUUGAUGAACGCCGCUGCCUCCGUGGCCACUGCCAGCACUGCUCAGGCUAACAUGGUAGCACCAUUCAAUGGUUUGAAGUCCACUUCAGCUUUCCCUGUUACUAGGAAGAGCAACGUUGAUGUUACUUCUCUUGCUAGCAAUGGAGGCAGAGUACAAUGCAUGCAAGUAUGGCCACCAGUUGGCAAGAAGAAGUUCGAGACCUUGUCUUACCUUCCACCACUCACCACCGAGUCUUUGCUUAGUGAAGUUCAAUACCUUCUUAACAAGGGUUGGGUUCCUUGCUUAGAAUUCGAGCUUGAGCACGGAUUUGUGUACCGUGAGCACAACAGCUCACCAGGGUACUAUGAUGGGCGUUACUGGACCAUGUGGAAGUUGCCUAUGUUUGGUUGCACUGACCCAGCUCAGGUUGUGAACGAGCUCGAGGAGGCCAAGAAGGCUUACCCCAAUGCCUUCAUCCGUAUCAUUGGAUUCGACAGCUUCCGUCAAGUGCAAUGCAUCAGUUUCAUUGCCUACAAGCCAGAGAACUACGAGUGAUCAAAGAUGGAUUAUGUUGCACGAUCUAAGUGCUUGGCCUAAUUCAGUAAUUUGUGAUUUGUUUUGUUUUACACAUAAAUCGUGUAUCUAAGCAUUAUGUAUGACUGAUGAUCUUUGUUUGAAUUGAAGUUUUUUUUUUCAUUGAAAAAUUAUGCUUGUUUGGUUUUUAUUUUUGUUGUUUCGGGUUAUUGAGUGGGUCCAUAUAUAGAGAGAAGUGAACUUGUAAAUUAAAUGACUUGAUGUAAAAGGAGGCCUACGGGUCAUAUCAAGUAGUGGAACCUCUCUUAUUCUCAAAUGUGUUACUGAAUUUGUCAUUACUACUUAAUUAA
Molecule: messenger RNA, 988 nt
Organism: Chenopodium quinoa (quinoa)
Lineage: Eukaryota; Viridiplantae; Streptophyta; Magnoliopsida; Caryophyllales; Amaranthaceae
Product: ribulose bisphosphate carboxylase small chain 3, chloroplastic-like
Exons: 2
Coding region: 114-659 (181 amino acids)
Source: RefSeq, a predicted model, not a curated record